Messenger RNA from Lachancea dasiensis, 2598 nucleotides. NCBI's taxonomy places the organism in Eukaryota, Fungi, Ascomycota, Saccharomycetes, Saccharomycetales, Saccharomycetaceae. The record is from the annotation of a GenBank genome assembly.
AUGUCCGCUGAAGCUGCCCAAUUGGCACAGGUGCUGGAACAGACCAUCUUGAGUCCCGACCCAACGGUACGGUUGCAGUGUGAAACGCAGCUUAAGAAGUUUUCCAACGACAAUUUUCUGCAAUACGUUGGUCUACUGGCUCAGGUCUUGGCUGAUGACAGCACUAGGCUAGAGGCACGAAUCCUGGCGGCCUUGACAUUGAAAAAUGAACUCAUUAGUAGGGAUAGCGUGAAAACGCAGCAACUGGCCCAGAGAUGGAUCUCGCAAGUGGACGAGUCGUCGCGUGCCGCCAUCCGUGAGUAUGCUCUUUCUGCCCUUAUGGCCGCAGAGACUAGGGUAGCCAAUGCGUCUGCUCAAUUGAUAGCAGCCAUUGCCACGACAGAACUCCCUCGUAAUCUAUGGCCGGAUCUCAUGACGAUCAUGGUUGACAACACCGCCACACAGCAACCGGAAAACUUCAAGCGGGCUUCCCUUUUGGCGCUCGGUUAUAUUUGUGAGGCUGCAGAUCCAGGCUCCGAAACUUUGGUGGCCCAGUCUAACAACAUUUUAAUUGCAAUUGUUCAAGGUGCGCAGGCAAGUGAACCUUCCCGGGCUGUGAGGCUAACUGCUCUAAAUGCGCUAGCCGACUCUCUAGCUUUCAUCAAGAAUAACAUGGAACGAGAGGGCGAACGGAACUACCUGAUGCAAGUGGUAUGCGAAGCAACGCAAACCACAGACGACUCCGAGAUUCAAGCUGCGGCCUUCGGGUGUUUGUGUAAAAUCAUGUCCCUUUACUACUUCCUGAUGAAACCUUAUAUGGAGCAGGCCUUAUAUGCCCUAACCGUUUCGACUAUGCAAUCACAAGACGAAAAGGUUGCUUCAAUGGCAGUUGAGUUUUGGUCUACUAUCUGUGAAGAAGAAAUCGACAUCGCGUACGAAUUGGCCCAGUUCCCACAGUCACCCUUACAAAGUUUCAAUUUCGCACUUACUUCCAUUCAAGAAGUUAUUCCCAAUUUGUUGAAUCUCCUCUCAAGGCAGAAUGAAGACGCUGAAGAUGAUGAUUGGAAUGUUGCCAUGUCGGCGGGCGCUUGCCUACAACUGUUUGCCCAAAACUGUGGUAAUUACGUUGUGGAGCCAGUUCUGCGAUACGUCGAACACAAUAUCACUAGUGAUAACUGGAGAAAUCGUGAAGCUGCUGUCAUGGCUUUUGGUUCGAUUUUAGAUGGGCCUGACAAAGUACAACUAACGAAUUUAAUCCACCAAGCGCUUCCACCGAUCCUUCACUUAAUCAAAGAUCAAUCUUUGCAAGUCAAAGAGACUGUUGCUUGGUGUGUCGGUAGAAUUGCGGAUCUAGUGAUUGCAGCCAUAGACCCACAAACUCAUCUACCCGACGUGAUACACGUCUGUUUGCAAGGUCUUGAAGAUCAUCCAAAGGUAGCCACAAACUGCGCGUGGACAAUUAUAAACCUCGUCGAACAAAUGGCUGAUACCCAAGGUUCACCAAUCUACAACUAUUACCCCAUUUUGGUGGACUCUUUGAUCAAAGCUGCUAAUCGCAUUGACAACGAAAAUAGUGCCAGAGCUUCGGCAUUCUCUGCUUUGACUACCUUAGUCGAGUUCUCCACAGAUCAAGUUGCGGAGUCUGCUAUUUCGAUUUCCUCUUUUAUUUUGGACAAACUAGGACAAACCAUGACAGUAGACGAGACUCAACUGAACACAGAAGACAAGCAGAGCUUGGAAGAGUUGCAAUCUAAUGUUUUGAGUGUCCUGUCCGCCGUAAUCCGCAAGAAUCCAGCUUCCGUUACGUCAGUAUCCGACAUGCUAAUGGACCUUUUCAUCAAACUGUUAGAUAAGAAAGAUGCCUCUUAUGUGGAAGAUGAUGUUUUUUACUCCAUAUCAUCCUUGGCUGGUGCCUUAGGUAAGAGUUUUGAGAAAUAUUUGGAAACAUUUUCACCUUACUUAGUCAACGCUCUAAACCAAGUCCAAUCACAAGUAUCCAUCACGGCUGUUGGGCUGAUUGCUGAUAUUUCCAACUGUCUAGAAGACGAUUUCAAGCAAUUUGCGCCUGCGUUCAUGAACGUGUUGGGCCAGAUGAUCUCCACCAAUUCCGCCAAGAAGGAGCUUAAGCCCGCAGUUCUCUCGGUAUUUGGGGACAUUGCCUCCAACAUUGGGCCCGACUUUAUUCCAUAUCUGAACCAGGUUAUGGCCCUGUGCGUUGCUGCUCAGAAUACGAGACCUGAAAAUGCUUCCUUGGAAGCACUUGAAUACAACGUCAAGAUCCAUGAAUCUGUACUCGAUGCAUACGUGGGGACGGUAGCGGGUUUGCACUCGAACCCAGAUGCUCUGUUCCCAUACGCAGGUACCCUUUUCCAAUUCAUAGGCCACAUCGCAGACAACCACACGCUUAACAGCGAAGAUUCUACGGCUAGAGCUGCUGUUGGAAUUAUCGGUGACGUGGCUGCUAUGUUCCCAGACGGCAGAAUAAAACAAUUUUAUUCUCAAGAAUGGGUCGCGGAGUUUAUCAAGAAGACGAGAAGCAACCCUCUCUUCAGCCAGUCCACAAAGGACACUGCUAGGUGGGCCCGUGAGCAGCAGAAACUCCAAUUAGGUCUCAGAUGA